AUGGUGAACACUGUGCUUGAUCAUCAAACUCAGAUUGAGUUAUGUGAGUCUGGUUCAGAAUAUCCUCCGAGAAACGUGGAAGAUGGAGAAGUAGAUGACGAUGGCAAAUCCAAAAGAACUGGGAGGGUGGGUGGGGGGUAUGAGGGCUGGGACAAUGGAGAAGGGAAGAAGGGAUGGUGGGUUCUUCCAAAUGGUUCUGAAUAUUGGGUAAAGGGACGGACAAUGGGUUGUGCUAAUGGCGGUUAG
Messenger RNA from Prunus armeniaca (apricot), 246 nucleotides. NCBI's taxonomy places the organism in Eukaryota, Viridiplantae, Streptophyta, Magnoliopsida, Rosales, Rosaceae. The record is from the annotation of a GenBank genome assembly.